This is a messenger RNA of Hippocampus comes (tiger tail seahorse), 1737 nucleotides long. It is a transcript of the gene trnt1, whose product is annotated as tRNA nucleotidyl transferase, CCA-adding, 1. Bases 87 to 1370 code for a protein of 427 amino acids. The transcript has 8 exons. Gene Ontology annotation, biological process: tRNA 3'-terminal CCA addition; mitochondrial tRNA 3'-end processing. The record is from RefSeq and is a predicted model, not a curated record. Gene Ontology annotation, molecular function: nucleotidyltransferase activity; tRNA binding. Gene Ontology annotation, cellular component: mitochondrion. NCBI's taxonomy places the organism in Eukaryota, Metazoa, Chordata, Actinopteri, Syngnathiformes, Syngnathidae.
AACCAAACUUCCUGUUAAUUUCAUUCCCGAAAUGUGAUGCCAAGUACGAACCGCGAGGGACUUUAAGUGCUCUAUUCAGGUGACAGAUGUGGAGCACAAUAUUCAGAUCUAGUGUGACGGGUAAGACGCGCUGGUAUUGGAGGAGUCUUUUCACCAUGCAACUAAAGAGCAGCGAGUUUCAGGUUUUGUUCACCGAUGGACUGAACGAACUGGCAGAAACAUUUAAAAAGAACCAAUAUGAGUUGAGGAUAGCCGGCGGUGCUGUACGGGACCUCUUAUCUGGAAAGCAGCCUGAAGAUGUGGAUUUUGCCACCACCGCUACACCUGACGAGAUGAAGCGGAUGUUCCAAGCUGCGGGCAUCAGAAUGAUCAACAAUAAAGGAGAGAAGCAUGGGACAAUUACCGCAAGACUUCACAAUGAGAAUUUUGAAGUGACUACACUGCGGGUGGAUGUGCAGACAGACGGCCGCCACGCUGAAGUGGAGUUCACCACCGACUGGCAGAAAGAUGCUGAGAGAAGAGACCUUACAAUCAACUCCAUGUUUUUAGGUCUAGAUGGCACGUUGUACGACUAUUUCAAAGGAUACGAGGACCUCCAGAACCGAAAGGUCCGGUUUGUUGGCAGUGCAGAACAAAGAAUCCAAGAGGACUACUUAAGAAUACUGCGUUAUUUCAGAUUCUAUGGCAAGGUGGCUCCGAAGCCCGAUGAGCACGAGCUUCAGACGCUGGAGGCUAUUCGAGCCAACAGCAGUGGGCUGGCAGCCAUUUCAGGGGAACGCAUUUGGGUGGAGCUGAAAAAGAUUGUCAUCGGCCACCAUGCCGCUCAACUGCUGGAGAUGAUGUACAGCUUGGGGUUGGCCCGUUACAUUGGUUUACCCUCUGAGGGCAACGUGGAUGAGAUGAAGCGCGUGUGGCAGAACGUCAAAGGUCACUCUCCCAAAGCGAUGACCAUCUUAGCGGCUCUCUGCCGUCGCUCAGAGGAGAUAGAGAGGAUGGACCUGCGACUGAAGGUGUCCAAGGAAGAGAAGACCCUUGCUCUCUUUCUGGUCAAAUACAGACAAGAUCUCUGCAAGAACGGCGACCAGCAAGACGGGCUCAAAACCUUCACCGACUUCAUCUUAGAUAGUCGCGAACUGGAUACUCGCAUGAAAGUGAGCGAGCUGCUCAAGUAUCAGGGUGAGCACGCGCUGCUGGCCGAACUUGGCCAGUGGACUGUCCCUCGCUUCCCCAUCAGCGGACACGAUCUCCGGAAAAUGGGCAUCACCACGGGCAAGGAGAUCGGGGCUACUUUACAGAAGCUGCGCAACAUCUGGAAGAAAAGUCAUUAUCAGAUGGACAAAGAAGAGCUUCUCAGUUACGUGCAGUCCUGAGGUGCCGAUGCACGUCUCCGAAUCGAGGUGCGUGUCCGUGACCAGUUUGGACUCUGGCAAAUCAAGUCCCCACGUUGGCACUGCUUGCAGUGCUUAUAUAUUGAGUGGACUCACGCAUAUAGUCAACAUGACCAGAGACAAGCACCCCCACUGAUGAAUUCACUUUCAUUCGAAAUGACACCACAGAGCAGCUUUUUACAUCUGCUUAAAAUGGAGGAGAAUGCGGCCAUCGACAUUAUAGUGCGGGGAGUAUGUUAGUGCUGUGGCAUUUAAUUUGCAUAUUUCUCCUUUUCCUCCAAUUUGUGGAAUAAGUGGUAAGCACGGGUUAUUUUCAAUGUUCGAGCAUCAUUGUCAAGAUUUUUUUUUU